CUCGCCUUCGCCUCCUCUUUCUCUCCCUGUUCCUCUCUUGCUUCUACAGUGGCUCUUCUGCGUCAAUUCUCCGCCGCCAUGCGGGAGCUACGGUGCAGCUCCGUCGAUUGGAAGCCCUCCCCUGUGGUUGCCCUUACCACCUUCUCCGACGGCUGCGACGUCGCUGACGGCUCUAAGGUAGCGGCGGCUCGCGAGGACGGUUCCCUUGAGGUUUGGCUCGUCGCUCCCGGCACCGUCGGAUGGCACUGUCAACUCACCAUCCAUGGUGACCCUAAUUCGAGAAUCUCGUCCCUCGCGUGGUGCCGUACUGGUUCUUCCGGCCGUUUGAUCUCUUCGAGCCUAGAUGGAACGAUUUCAGAGUGGGAUCUUUUCGAUUUGAAGCAGAUUGUGCUAGAGUCAACUGGAGUCUCAAUCUGGCAAAUGGCUGUGGCUCCCACUAAUGAUCUCUCCAUUGAUGUAGAAGAUACAAAAGCUCAGCGGAUUGAGAAUGGAUACUUGAGUGAAAAAACGGAUGACGAUGAUGAUGAAGGAAGUGAGAGUGGAGAUGAUUAUGACUUGCGUGAGGUUAAUGAGGAAUCAGAGGCUGAGUAUAGACGAAUUGCAGCUGCCUGUGAUGACGGUUGCGUGAGAAUAUAUCAUGUCUCUGGCUUAAACAAGUUAACAUAUUACAGAUCAUUGCCUAGGGUCAGUGGGCGAGCUCUAAGUGUGACGUGGAAUCCAGAUGCACAGAGGAUCUUUUCGGGUAGUAGUGAUGGGAUGAUAAGAUGCUGGGAUGCCAACCUCUGUCACGAGGUAUAUAGAAUAACAGUUGGCCAUGGAGGACUAGGAAGUGGGUCUGAGCUCUGUGUUUGGUCGCUUCUUUCAUUGAGGUGUGGAGUUAUUGUCAGUGGAGAUAGCACAGGAAGUGUUCAAUUUUGGGACAGCCAGCAUGGAACCCUUUUGCAAGCACAUUCUAACCACAAAGGUGAUGUUAAUGCUCUUGCAGCCGGUCCUAGUCAUAACAGAGUGUUUUCUGCGGGCGCCGAUGGAAAGGUUAUUCUUUAUAAUUUCUCUGGCAAUACAGAUGGUUCAAAAGAUUUGGAGUCUUCUUCUGCUGUCUAUCAGAAGUGGGAUUAUAUUGGUUAUGUCAGACCUCAUACCCACGACAUCAGGGCUUUAACAGUUGCUGAGCCAAUUAGUCAGAAAGACUCCAUUCAAGAUGAAAUAUUUUUAGAUAGAAAUGCCAAAAGAGCAUGUCGUAGAAAGCACGGGAAGGAAAAGCCGGAUGGCUCAGCCUACUAUAAAUGGGCUCAUUCAGGGGUUCCCAUGCUCAUUUCUGCUGGUGAUGACUCAAAGCUUUUUGCGUACUCAGUUCAGGAGUUUACUAAGUUCUCUCCACAUGAUAUUUGCCCUGCACCUCAGAGAGUACCCAUUCAGAUGGUACAUAGUACGGUCUUCAAACAGACUUCUCUUCUUUUGGUUCAAGGUGUAUGUUCUUUAGAUGUACUGCGUAUUCACAUAAGCAGUGAUUCUACCUCUACAAAGCCAUUGGUUCAAGUAAAGAGUAAAAAUUCCCGGAUCAUCUGCAGUGCCAUAUCUAACUCUGGAUCACUUUUUGCUUAUUCUGAUCAAACUAGCCCCAAUCUGUUUGAACUGAAGAGAACUGAACUGGCAAAAAAUCCAUGGAGUGUUAGUAGAAGGCGACUUCCUAAACUUCCAUUUGCUCAUUCCAUGGUAUUCAGCUCUGAUGGCUCGCAGUUGAUAACAGCUGGACAUGAUAAAAGGAUAUAUAUUAUUGAUGUCGGUAGCAUGGAAGUGGUUCAUACUUGUAUGCCAUGCCGCAAGGAGCAUGAAGGUGAUUCUCAGCCUAGUGAACCUCCAAUAACGAAAAUGUAUACCAGUUCAGAUGGUCAGUGGUUAGCUGCCAUCAACUGCUUUGGGGAUAUCUACAUAUUCAACCUUGAGACGCAGAGGCAGCAUUGGUUCAUAUCAAGAUUUGACAAAGCAUCGGUUGCUACUGCUGGUUUUCAUCCUCAAAAUAGUAACGUGCUUGUGAUAUCGACCUCUUCAAACCAGUUAUUUGUAUUAGAUGUGGAGGCUAGACAGGUAGGACAAUGGUCAUCGCUACAUAAAGAUGUUUUGCCAGAGAGGUACAGAGAAUUUCCCGGUGAGGUCAUCGGGCUCUCGUUCUCCCCAUCACAAAGUUCAUCAUCCGUAAUCAUUUACAGCUCCAGGGCAACAUGUUCUAUUGACUUUGAUAUGCCUGUGGAACAAGAAGACGAGACUAGCUUACCGAAUGGUGAUCUGUCCAAAAGGCUAGAAGGUAAGCUCGUCAAUGGUGGCCUGAGUUUCAGUAACGGAACCCGAAAGCGUCCAUUGGAGGAAGAUCAGUUAAGCUCUAGGGCCAGCAAGAGAAGAAAGAACUUUGAUAUCAAACCCUCCAACCAUCCGGUUCUAUUCGUUGGGCACCUGUCUAAAAAUUCCAUCUUGGUAAUAGAGAAACCAUGGAUGAAAGUUGUCAAGAGUUUGGAUACAAGACCAGUUCACAGACAUAUUUUCGGGACAUAAAGGAAACAAAACGGAGGGUUUUGUCUCAAGAAAGGUACCUUUUUUUUUUCUGUGGUCUGAAGAGGGUUAGUGGUAUCAUUAGUGGAAACGCCAUAGCAGUUGCAGAGAAGCAUGACAAAAGCAAAACAUGUUGCUUUCUUUUUGGGUGUCUCAUAUAGAUUUCUCUCGUGGGGUUAUAAAUCGCUCAGAAUUUUGAUGGGAGGGUGAAAAUUUCAGUGGGGGAUAUAUAAUAUAAUAUAUAUAUAAACCCAUGUUGUGUAAUGUAAUGCCACAGGACAAGAAUGGAUUUUGUUAAAAACCCAAUUCUUUUUAACCUUUAUAUUUGUUGUUUC
Messenger RNA from Tarenaya hassleriana, 2879 nucleotides. Its product is annotated as U3 small nucleolar RNA-associated protein 4-like. The transcript is spliced from 11 exons. The coding region runs from base 79 to 2547 and encodes 822 amino acids. Gene Ontology annotation, molecular function: protein binding. The record is from RefSeq and is a predicted model, not a curated record. Gene Ontology annotation, biological process: meristem maintenance; meristem growth. Lineage: Eukaryota; Viridiplantae; Streptophyta; Magnoliopsida; Brassicales; Cleomaceae.